Messenger RNA from Paramacrobiotus metropolitanus, 1876 nucleotides. RefSeq lists its product as uncharacterized. Gene Ontology annotation, molecular function: protein binding. The coding region runs from base 119 to 1660 and encodes 513 amino acids. NCBI's taxonomy places the organism in Eukaryota, Metazoa, Tardigrada, Eutardigrada, Parachela, Macrobiotidae. The record is from RefSeq and is a predicted model, not a curated record. The transcript has 4 exons.
GCAAGUACCACUGUUAAUUCUGUUUUGUAACGUUUUUUGCUGAUGUACGGUACUUGUUUCGCGUUCCUCCUUUAUGUAAAGCCCGCCCUCUUCCAUCCGCGGAGAUAAAUAAGACACGAUGUUUGUAUACGGAGACGAGAUGCAUUGGGUGGGCGACUGGAACGCCGUGGACGUCCUGGUCGACGGCGGCUACCUGCAGCACGGCGCCGUCAUCAACGUGGCGGAGGGCGGCCUGAUCGUCGAUCUCCGCUGCGCGGGACAGCGCGCGCAGUUCGUGGAAUACGGACGCAUUUUUAGCUGCAGUUCCACGGCCCGAUGGCGCCCGGACCAGGCCGGCCAGCGGCUACAGGUCCUGCUGCGCCGUCCGACCGACGGGGCGUGGAUCUGGUAUCAAGGCGAAUCCGUCGCCAGGGGAGAACUACACGCUAAACAUGCGGCCAGCGUGCAAGUGCAGCUACCCUUUGGGACCGUCAAGGAGCUGGUUCCCUGCACUCAACUACGCUCACCGCUCACAGACGCCGAUCGUCUGCAGCGCCGAGUGAAGAAGAAUGAUUUUGUGAUUCGCGACUGUCUGUUGCCGGCGGGCUGCUGGUCGGAGGCGUCCUCCGCGGUCCGGGAAAUCUUCCAGUACGAAGUCAACCAGAGUUUCCAUGUGCAGUGCACGGCGCUGCUCAGCCAGACCUUCAACUACCUGCAGUGGCACGCUGACACUCCCUUGACUGCUGAGCAAGUGGAUUUCGAAUACACCAAGACCGUGAAGGAAGACGAGGAGAUGGAUCGUAGCACCCUGACCUGGAAAUGGUUGCUCCGCCAACCCGGGGUGGUUAGUGCCCCGCAGCGGAAGGUUUCCACCGGUCAGCGCAGCACCCUGCCGCUGCCGGCUGAACUGCUGCUGGAGGUCUUCCGCGCCCUGGACUCCAUCGGGCGUGUCCGUUGUCGGCGGGUUUGUCCCCUGUGGAACGCUCUCCUCACCACCGACGCCUACUUCCCCGAGGUGCGCGUCUCCAACAACGCUGCGGAUUUUAACGGGGUGGAUGAUUACGAACACACGCUUUACUGGAUGACGGUCUGCCUGCUGAAAUGCCUCAACAGCGCCACCAGAAUGAUCGUCAUCACCGGCAUCGAGUUGGACGAAUUCUCCGCACUGACCAGUCUGAUCCGGAGGGUGUUCCGUGCGAACCACUUACCAGUGGUGUUCUACAAGGGGGAUUUCGUUGAGCCGGAUGGGAAUGUGGACGCUCUCAUCGACUGCUUGUCUCGUCUGCGCGUACCGAAACAAUCACGCGGCCGCAUCGUGUGGCGACAUGUUCUCAUGGGAGAUGAGAAGAUGGCGGCAGCAUUGGCGUAUCAUGCAUUCCGCGCCGGUCUGGUUGGCAGGGAGCGGGAAGCGGCGUUUUGGGAGGUCUUCGAGAAGAAUCUGGUCCUUACAAAGCCGCUGGAUCGACCGGCCGUGGAGAAAUGGAUUGCUGACUGUGUUGCUGAACAGCGGAAGGAAGACAUGGAAAAGAUUGUCGAGGCCCUGCUGAAUUACCAGUGGGCGGAUCCGCGCAAACCUAACCCUUACUGGAAAAAGAGCUGGACCCUGUCUAACGUUCGCCGACUGGACGCUAGUAAGCUGUCUACGCUGACGGCGGCGGUGCUGAGCGAAGGCAUUGUUUGAUUCAGACGACGGAUGUUCCCGAAUAACUGCCAACCAAUAAUCCGGGUCCGUAUUUGCCUUGCAGCAUGUUCCUUUCAGCGGUAGCUUCAUUGUUAAACUUAAACUUACGUGCUUGAAUUGUCAACUGCCGUUGGCUGUACUGUAUUCAUCACUUUUUGGUUAAUUAUUGUCGGACUAUAAAAUCGGGAAUGUCUGUACAAUUCCUGACCGAUAGCG